AUGGCGGUCCUGAGCACAAUCCAGGCUCGUCACGCUUCGCACGCCACCUCCGGCCGCGCCAAUAAGGCGAAGGACGGGCCGGGAAAGCGCCUGGGUGCCAAGAAGACCGCUGGCGAAAAAGUCGUAACCGGCAUGAUAAUCUACCGCCAGCGUGGGACAGUGUGGUACGCGGGCGAGAACGCGGGCAUGGGGCGGGACCACACGAUCUUCGCGAUGGCGCCGGGUUUCGUGCGGUACUACAAAGACCCGUUGCAUCCCUCACGGCAAUUCAUCGGGGUCGCGCUCCUCGAAUCGCAAGUCCUCCCUCGUCCCCUCAACGCGGCGCGCGUGCGCCGCCUCGGGCGCAUAGAAGUCCCGCUGGAGAGGCAAAGGGAAACGGUACCGUUCGGUACACCGCUCAAAAAGAGUGACUCGGAGGCCAAGGAUGGGUUCUAUGUCUAUAGACCCCCGAAUUGGAAAAUUGGACGCACCAUGCCGAAGGUGGAAGUGAAGAAUAAUAAUCCCUUCGCGAGGUGGCAGAAGAAGGGGAAGAGAAACGCGGCGUAUAAGAGGCGGAAGGGGAUUGCGUAG
Molecule: messenger RNA, 570 nt
Organism: Tricharina praecox
Lineage: Eukaryota; Fungi; Ascomycota; Pezizomycetes; Pezizales; Pyronemataceae
Product: ribosomal L27 protein-domain-containing protein
Exons: 2
Coding region: 1-570 (189 amino acids)
Biological process (GO): translation
Cellular component (GO): mitochondrial large ribosomal subunit; ribosome
Molecular function (GO): structural constituent of ribosome
Source: RefSeq, a predicted model, not a curated record